AUGGCCUCACGAGGAUAUGAGCGCCCGGAGCGCCACAAUGAAUAUUUCAUUCCCGGGGAUGGCAUCAGCCGAGAAGUGAUUCAGGCCGACAUUUGCAGGUACCUAGGAAAUGACGCACUAGUAAAACCUGGAACCCAUCAAGGUCACCAAGGGUACUUAAUCCGUGCUUACCGGAACCUGACUACUGAAAUGAUCGCCGACCUCAAGGCCGACUCUGCCCGGUGGGCGCAGGAAGUGAAACGAAGAGAUAACAUGGGAUACACAAGAGGUACUUAUGCUCACGAUCUACGUAGGUCUGGGAGCCCUAACACUCCUCCAGUGAGCUACGCCUCAUCAUCAAUCCAUGAACUGCGUCAGAAGAACGAGCCCUCUCCCUCAACUUACAGCGCGACGCCAUCCCAAUUUGUGGAUCCGUACGCCCAACAACCCCAGUAUUCCGCACCACAAGCUCAGCCUUUUGCACAGCCAGCUUAUACAAGUUCACAAUCACCUGGAUUUGGCCAAAAUGCGUAUUCAUCACCCCCUCAGCAGAACCCUUACUCAGCACAAAACCAACCCCCCAUUUCUGCUCCAGAUGGCCACCCAUCGUCUUACACAUACAGUGGAAACCCUGUGUACAGCUACGAUGGGAGAAAUGCGGCACCUCGAUACGCAGGGCCUGGUUACGACAACGAACCUGACUACUCUAAUGUCUCUUCUGGAAUGGCUUAUCCUCCUACCACCGCACCUUCGGAUGCCCGGUUAGUGAUGGACACAAGAUAUACUCCAGACGCUGGAUUUCCGGAGCACAGACAAGGACCCAACCGGCCACAACAAAACAGAGACCCGCACCGAAGGCCUCGUUAA
This is a messenger RNA of Talaromyces proteolyticus, 846 nucleotides long. RefSeq lists its product as uncharacterized. The coding region runs from base 1 to 846 and encodes 281 amino acids. Lineage: Eukaryota; Fungi; Ascomycota; Eurotiomycetes; Eurotiales; Trichocomaceae. The transcript is spliced from 3 exons. The record is from RefSeq and is a predicted model, not a curated record.